Harpia harpyja (harpy eagle) is the source of this 4628-nucleotide messenger RNA. RefSeq names its product coronin 2A (gene CORO2A). Gene Ontology annotation, molecular function: actin filament binding. Gene Ontology annotation, biological process: actin filament organization. The transcript is spliced from 12 exons. The record is from RefSeq and is a predicted model, not a curated record. NCBI's taxonomy places the organism in Eukaryota, Metazoa, Chordata, Aves, Accipitriformes, Accipitridae. Bases 89 to 1663 code for a protein of 524 amino acids.
GGCUCGGCUCGGACCGGCUCGCCUCGGCUCGCCUCGCCUCCCAUGCGCACGCCCUGCGCGCUGCCAGACCCCCGCCGCCAGCGGCAAGAUGUCUUGGCACCCACAGUACCGCAGCUCCAAGUUCCGUCAUGUGUACGGCAAAGCCGCCAGCAAGGACAAGUGCUACGACUGUGUGCCCAUUACCCGCAACGUCCACGACAACCACUUCUGUGCCGUGAACCCCCACUUCAUUGCUGUGGUGACCGAGUGCGUGGGUGGAGGGGCCUUCAUCGUCAUUCCCAUCCAGCAGACAGGCAAGCUCGACCCACAUUAUCCCAAAAUAUGUGGGCACAAAGGGAAUGUUCUGGACGUCAAGUGGAACCCGUUCAAUGACUUUGUAAUAGCUUCGUGUUCAGAAGAUGCCUCAGUUAAAAUCUGGGACAUCCCCAAGCACUUGCUAACAAGAAACAUUACCAAUCCAAAGAAGGAACUUCUUGGGCAUGUUCGAAAGGUGGACCUCAUUGAAUGGCAUCCCACUGCUAAUAACAUCCUCUUCAGCUCCGGCUAUGACUACAAGAUAAUGAUCUGGAACCUUGACACUAGGGAGGCUGUCAUCUCAAACCCGGUGAAGAUCCUCGACGCUCACAAAGAUGUGGUCCUCUCCAUGUCAUUCAACACAGAUGGCAGUCUCCUUGCCACAGCCUGCAGGGACAGAAAGAUACGUCUGAUAGACCCUCGUGCAGGAACAGUCCUACAAGAAGCCAGCUACAAGUCUCACAGAGUCAACAAAGUCUUGUUUCUUGGAAAUGUGAAAAAGCUGUUCUCUACUGGAACAUCUCGGUGGAAUAAUAGGCAAAUUGCAUUAUGGGAUCAAAAUGACCUUUCUGUGCCUUUACUGGAGGAGGAUCUUGAUGGCUCUUCAGGACUCCUGUUCCCCUUCUAUGACUCAGACACACGCAUGCUUUACGUGGCGGGAAAGGGUGAUGGAAAUAUACGGUACUAUGAGAUAAGCCCUGAGAAACCAUACCUAAACUACCUGAUGGAAUAUCAUUCUCAUUUACCACAGAAGGGAAUUGGAAUGAUGCCAAAGAGAGGCCUUGAAGUGUCAGCUUGUGAGAUUUUCCGUUUCUACAAACUGAUCCCAACUAAAAGCCUGAUUGAGCCCAUCUCCAUGAUUGUGCCUCGACGGUCAGAGUCAUACCAGGAAGACAUCUACCCCUUGACCACAGGAGCCCAGCCAGCGCUGACAGCACGAGAGUGGCUGAACGGAUUUAACAAAGGGCCUCUCUUGGUAUCCUUGAGACCAGGCUCUGGAGCUGUGAAUUCCUUACCACAGUUUCUUGAGGCAGAGCCACUCACAAAAACUACUGACCUGAGCCAGCACCAGGGUCAGGGAGGAAGGUUGCCACUGGAGGACAUGCAGAAGCAAAGUGAGAUGAAAGACAGCAGAAAACAGCUGAAAGCGGAGAAGAAAUUAUGGAAAAAUGAACAAACGCACCUCUCCAAUGGCUUUGACCUAUCUGAGUGUCCACCACCAAAAACUGAAAAUGAGCUUUUACAGAUGUUUUACCGGCAACAGGAAGAAAUCCGUAGACUGCGUGAGCUGGUAAACCAGAGAGAUAUCCAAAUUAAACAGCUGGAGCUGGAGCUCAAAAACCUCUACAUGGAUAUAGGCAGUUACUGAGGGUGCUGGCCUGCAGCUCUUUGCACCCUGGCAACUGGAGCAGACUCCAGCUCUGUGGAUAACUCCUCUUAGUUUUUUUGCUGGGGGGAAAAUUGAUGCUUCAGGCAGCGUGGACUUCCCUAGCUUGUGGUGGUCACAUUUCCCUAAUCAUCACCAGACGGUUGUUGAUGAAUUUGCUGCACUUCUCCAGGCUCCCCUUGCUUGCCCUCUCACUUAUGUCAGAAGCUCAUGUGUUACUGCUCGUGAGAGACUUUGGAAAAUCUUGCUCUUCUGGUCCCGGAGAAGCCACCUGUUAAGCUCUAGUAACAACCUGUUUUGCUGCCUCUCCACAUGACAUGAGGAUGGGAGACUGAAGGCAGCUGCCACCUUCUUUUCCUACUCCUGGACCCAGCAGUGCAGCUCCUGUGGCUGCUGUUCUCCUGCCCUAGGAGACCACUCUGCAGCUGAGCUUUGGAGGCACCUCUAAGCUCAGAAGUGAUCCUCAUGCACCCCUCUCGCCUCACGGCUUGGCACUGCAGCUACCCAGCUGGGGUAGGCAAAACUGUGGCUGCCCUGACCUGGUGCUGGGGAUAGUCCCGCUCCAACUGGGAGGCUGCACUGGAACUGCCAAGGGCCAGCACUUUUGUGAUAGGUAAAGCAGAGUUGGUGUUUGGAGGUCCUACUUUAAAGGGGUGGUGGUGUGGCCUGGUUCUCACCAGAGAAGCUGCAGGUGCGGCAGAGGUCUCGGUCCUUUGAGUCAGUGGCCUUCUUUCCUCCCUUCUGCCAAAGACCAGCCACAGACAACUGGGGGCCAUGGUCCUGUGGUGCUUGUCAGACAAAUAAGGACAACAUUUAAAGCUGCACAGUUGGCAGCGGGGGUUUUGCCAAGAGGGAUUAAAAGGACAAGGGGAGAGUUGGACCCCCACGCCACAGCAUACCUUUCAUCAAUGGUGCUAGAAGUGUGCUGUCAACCACAGGGGUAUUAUAGGACCAUGGCUGGUCAUGAACAGCCCCCCACAGUUGCUGGACUAUUGCUUGUCCUUUUGUGAGCAGCUGCUGCUUCCUUAACUCCCAGGUGCCAGUGCCAUGUCCUGUGCCUGCAGCCAUCUUCAGCUGCAGGCUCCCUCUUCCCAGCUGUGUUGCCCAGCUCCCUGCAUCCUCCAGGGCUGCCCUGUCUCCCCAAGCCCUGCAGCCACACUCAUCUGGGCCCUUCAGCACCAGCUCUCUAGCUCACUGCCUUCCCCAGCCCUUUGCACAGCCCUUUGGACAGGAGCAGCAGUAGCAGGAUGCUAGUCCUGUCCUUGGUUUCAGGGCUGGCACCUGUGACCAGCUUUAUGCAGUCUGUCCGCAAUGUGCAGAGCUGGGCUGCCCGCUUGGUGCGUGCCUGGGGUUCUCCUCUCAUUUGUUCCCACAGUGUGGGGCAAGAAAGCACGCUGUCAGUUGCCCCGAGGUCUGAGUACAGCAGCAGCACCAGAGGGGGAAUGUUUUUCCUUGCCCCAAAUGCAGAGCUUAUGGAGAUGUCUUAAACCCAAGGAGAGCAAGCAACCACUGUUUAACUUGUAACUGUGCACUUCUGUUGUGACACAUGUAGGAAUGAAUACUAUGCCCUGCUAGUUCCCCGAAGCCUAAGGAUUUCCCAAAGUCUAAAAAAAAAAAAAAAAAAAGGGUCUCCGUAGCCACAAACAGGACUCCUUAGCAAGGGUACUAAAGGCUGUGCACUGCCUGUGCUCAUGUGGGAUGCCCCUCUGGUUAUCCUUGAAAGCAAUAGCCAGCAGGGAGCUCAUGGGCACUGAAUACUCUUAUAUGAGAAUCACACAAAGACUUUGGCAUCCCUUCUGCUCUGCUGCAAAGACUUCACCCAGCUUUCAAAAACAGUUAAUUCAUUUCUAAAUAGCAACAACAGAUGUGGGUGCUAAAAAGUCACAGAUAUUAUUGUUUUUUUCUGCAGCAUUACAGAGAGAGGGUAGUUGUUCAUAUUCUUCAGGAAGAGUCCUUUGGCAUCAGUCACUUAUUUAAGACUACUCUUUUUGUAAAAAAUAAAAUAUUAAUAACAAAGUUGUUGAAACAAGCUUCAGCUUAUUUCAGAUCCUCUAGAAUGGCCUUUCCUGUGCCCUGGGAACACCCUGCAGUAUGCAGUUACAUGCAAAAGCAGCUCACCCCAGAUACAGAGCUUUAAUCCAAACACAUGAAUCUUACACCAGAAGCCAUCAGGCUUUCUCACCAAAGAGAAGAGCUAUGUAAGAAAUCGAGAAGCUCAUGGUUUUUCAGCCAUGUCAGACAGGCUCGACAGCUUCAAACUUCAAAGCCAUUUUCACAGAGUGUAGCCCCAGGGAUAUGACAGUCUGGUUUUCAUGCUAUCAUUUAUCAGAAGGGAGAGCAAUUGACACAGCCUCAGCAGUCCGGGGGAUACACCACUUUCUUUGUCACAAUAUGUGUUUUAUUUGCUGGAUUUUUUUUGCUUAUUUUUCAUACAGAAUAAAUUAUUUAAAUUAUUUCCAAGUUAAAGCAAUUUUUCCAGGGGAUUUUUAAAUCCUCUUGAGGACUCUUUCUUUGUUAUCCUAUGACUGGUUAGCAUAGAAAAUGGUCGGCCACCAUGGUUCUUAUCUUAGGGUUGUGUUGAUUUCAGCAUUUCUGGAAAAGAAGUUGCUUUCAUUUAGGCUUUGCUGGCAACAUUUGAUAAGUCGAGACUAAUUAAUCAAAAUUUCUUUUUUAGACAGUAUGCCUGUAAAAGCAUAGACUGUGAAAUGUAUUUCAAUUUGGAGCUUAAAUGCAACCAUAAAUCUUUCACACAGAGAAAAAAAGUGGAGGAAAUGGGGUUAUGUGUUAAUGAACUGUGCCUAAAUAGACUUAAGUGAUCAUCUUAACAGUUUCUAAAACUCCUAACUGCUUUCUAAAAAACUGUAAAACAUGGGGAUAAAAAAAAAUUGUGCAAUGAAAAGCAAAUGUAACUGAAUAAUAAAUAUAUUUAGAGUUUUACUUUUUGAUA